This is a messenger RNA of Blastomyces dermatitidis ER-3, 246 nucleotides long. RefSeq lists its product as uncharacterized. The transcript has a single exon. Lineage: Eukaryota; Fungi; Ascomycota; Eurotiomycetes; Onygenales; Ajellomycetaceae. The coding region runs from base 1 to 246 and encodes 81 amino acids. The record is from RefSeq and is a predicted model, not a curated record.
AUGAAGAGUAUAGCUAUCACAUUGAAAGUCUUAAAUACAUCUAUCAGUUCUGCUGAAAAAGUCAAACUUGAAAUUGAGAAGAUCAAGUUGAAUAUUGAAAGAAUCAAAUUGAAGAUUGAAAAGAAGAAAAUUGCUGUGAAGAAGAAGAAAAUUAUCAUUGAAAAGGAAAAAUUGAAUGUUGAAAAUACAAAGCUUGCUGUUCAGCAGAAGAUCUUGAGAUUGAUUAACAAUCAUUAUAAGAGUUAA